Lactuca saligna is the source of this 678-nucleotide messenger RNA. NCBI's taxonomy places the organism in Eukaryota, Viridiplantae, Streptophyta, Magnoliopsida, Asterales, Asteraceae. The record is from the annotation of a GenBank genome assembly.
AUGGAACAUGAGAAGGAGAUAAAAGAAGGACAAGUAAAUGUUGAACCAAGAACGGAUGCCAUGACCUUAGUUUUUGGCAAGGAAAAGGGAAGAUUUUUAAAAGGUGUCGGCAUGGGAGUCACUUACAACAAAUAUUUCAAUGUUCCUCGCAGCAAAGGAUCAUCUAAGGAAGAAAUUAAAGAUCUUAAAGUUGCACUGCAUAAUGGAAAACUUGAGCUUGAGAAAAAAGAUGCUGAACUCAAGGCUUUGUCUACAAAGGUUAAUGAACAAGAUCAAACACUAAAGCUAGUUUUGGCUCAUCUUAAUGCAAAAAGAGUUGACUUUCCAAAUCUGUCUCAUACAAUUAGUAUUUCAAGUGAGAAGAUUAUACAAAGUAAUGAAACGUCUCCUGUUAGUCUCAAAACCAAUGAACCUUCAGAACAUGUAACAAUACCAAUCAAGUGUAGUCUAUCAUAUUCGUAUAAAAGGAACAUCGUUGCCCGCAGUACCAUUCACUUAUCAUCAGAAAGACAAUUCAUUCAUGGAGUUCCUCUACAAGAUGAUUGCUAUAAAGUUUCCAUUGAUGAAGUGGUUGUAAAAAAUGCAUUUCUACCCCAUCAAACUGGAGAAUACAAAUUAGUUGAGGAUGUAUAUAAAAGUUUUGUUCCAUGGCCAAAAUACCUUGUGCAAACUGAGUAA